Molecule: messenger RNA, 2486 nt
Organism: Trifolium pratense (red clover)
Lineage: Eukaryota; Viridiplantae; Streptophyta; Magnoliopsida; Fabales; Fabaceae
Product: beta-glucosidase 24-like
Exons: 17
Coding region: 1-2451 (816 amino acids)
Biological process (GO): carbohydrate metabolic process
Molecular function (GO): beta-glucosidase activity
Source: RefSeq, a predicted model, not a curated record
AUGGUGCAUCGUUCCAAUAAUAAUGUGGAAGAAAUUCCUGCAAUUCCUGCACUUACCGAUCCAUCCCAAAAUCCUUACUAUGUUCAUCCUAAUGAAAGUGCCACUGGUGCACUUGUUUCUCCUCUUCUUGAUGGCAAGAACUAUCGUUCAUGGUCAAGAUCCAUGAUGGAAGCUGUGAUAAUGAAGAAUAAGCUGCGUUUUAUGGAUGGUUCUUGUCCUAAGCCAGAUCAAUUUGAUCCCACCCAUGAGCCAUGGAUUUGUUGCAACAAUUUGGUCUUAUAUUGGUUGAUGAAUUCCGUUAUCCCUACUAUCUCUCAAAGCCUCGUGUAUACUGACACUGCGUCUCAAGCAUGGGAUGAUCUGAAGGCACGAUUCGCGUGCACCAAUCGGGUACGAGUUUCUUCUUUACAAAGGGAAAUGUAUGCUCUUCGUCAAGAUACUUGUUUUGUCACUGAAUUCUUUACCAAAUUUAAGGGUUUAUGGGAGGAAUUAGAAUUGUAUCGCCCUGUCCCUGAUUGUACUUGCACUUUUCGUUGUAUGUGUGAUGCCAUGCGAAAUGCCAAGAAGUUUAAAGAAGAAGACUUGGUUCUCUUAUUUCUCACUGGCUUGAAUGAUCACUAUUGUAUGCUGCUAAGAGGAUUUUUUAGGUAUCUCAAAGGCACAUUGGAUUAUGGCCUGUUAUUUCAUAAUGGUACAAAUGGAGAAGGGUGUACCUUAGUAGGAUAUUCUGAUAGUGAUUGGUGUGAUGGCAUAACCGAUAGAAGGAGCAUAUCUGGUUAUGUGUUCAAAUUCAACAAUGCUGCAAUAUCAUGGAGACAAAAAAUGAAGAUGUUAUCAUCUUUAAAAUUUAUUCUUACAAUCUUGUCUAUUGUUGUUUUGCUUUCCAAUUUGUCUCAAGCUCAAGAUACACAUCUUAAAAAGAAAUCAUCACUUCGAGGUGACUUGUUAGCCGGUUCUAGGCCUCCUGCUCCAAUACAGAUAGGAGAAGAAUAUCAUAUUUCGUUCAAGAGGUCUCAAAAUUCUUCAAGUUUUCCGAAACGAGCAUCAUUUCCAUCUGAUUUUCUUUUUGGUGUUGGAUCUUCUGCCUUACAGAUUGAAGGAGAUUCUCUAGAAGGAGGAGGUGGAAAGGGAGUAUGGGAAGAUAUAGUUGAACGACACAAAGAAAGGUUUCUGGAUGCUGAUAAAGUUUACACAAUGAUUGAACAUUACAAAAGAUACAAGGAGGAUGUGAAACAUUUGAAAUAUCUUGGAGUGAAUUCUUACAGAAUGUCCAUUUCAUGGAGUAGAAUUUUGCCCGAUGGAACCUUGAAAGGAGGUAUAAACAAAGAAGGUAUCAACUUUUACAACAAUUUGAUCAAUGAGUUACUUGCAAAUGGUAUUGAGCCUUUUGUAACUAUUGUGCAUUUUGACUAUCCAGUAGCCAUUCAACAAAAGAUUGGUGGCUUCUUAAAUCACACUAUUGUGAAAUAUUACAAAGAUUAUUGUAAUCUACUAUUCAAAACAUAUGGAGAUAGAGUAAAGCAUUGGACAACAACAAAUGAACCACAAGUCGUGGCUAUCUACAAAUACAUGCAUGGCUAUGAUAAUGAUGCUGCUGAACCAUGCCAAGAUACAAGAAUAUGUUCACAAGCAUAUACGGUCCUUCAUAACUUCCUCAUUUGCCAUGCUACAGCAACACAUUUAUAUAGACAAAAAUUUCAAGAAACACAAAGAGGAGAUAUUGGAAUUGUUAUAUCAUAUCAAGGUUUUGUUCCCUAUAGUUCAAAACCAGAGGAUGUGGCUGCUGCUCAAAGACUAAUGAAUUUCUGGUUGGGAUGGAUUUUAGAGCCAUUGUUUUAUGGAGAUUACCCACAAAUUAUGAGAAAAUUAGUGGGGAAUAGGUUGCCCAAAUUCACUAAAAAGGAGAAACAUAUGAUCAAAGGAAGUGCAGAUUUUAUAGGAAUAAAUUAUUAUACAUCUCAAUUUGCUAGAUAUGAACCAAAUAGAACAAAGAUUAAUGGUCUUGACAAUUUUGAUGCCUUUGCUACUACAUCAGAAGAAUUUAAUAUUGAAGGAAAACCCCUUGGUCACAAGGAUCAAUACAGUGGACGUUAUGUCUAUCCCAAAGGAUUGUAUGAUGUUUUAAUAUUUAUAAAGGAAAAGUACCAAAAUCCUAUCAUCUACAUCACUGAAAAUGGUACUCCUUCUUCUAACAAUCUAAAUCCAUUGAAAGACGAACAUCGAAUUUCUUAUAUUACAGAACAUAUAAACGCUACUAAAGCAGCAAUCAACAAUGGUGUAAAAGUUCGUGGUUACUUCGUCUGGACAGCAUUCGAUACCUUUGAAUUUGAAGCGGGCUAUUCUGGAUAUUGGGGACUUUAUCAUGUUGAUUUUAAUAAUAGUCUGAAGCGUAUACCAAAGGCUUCUGCUGAAUGGUAUAGAAAUUUUUUGAAAUCGAAUGGUGGACACUAAAACAUUAUUGAGCUUGGUUUUAACCAAAGAUGUCA